Gymnogyps californianus (California condor) is the source of this 1587-nucleotide messenger RNA. RefSeq names its product carbonic anhydrase 6 (gene CA6). Bases 217 to 1587 code for a protein of 456 amino acids. NCBI's taxonomy places the organism in Eukaryota, Metazoa, Chordata, Aves, Accipitriformes, Cathartidae. The record is from RefSeq and is a predicted model, not a curated record. The transcript has 9 exons. Gene Ontology annotation, molecular function: carbonate dehydratase activity; zinc ion binding.
CACCUGCUCCUGGUGCAUCUGAGCUGCUCUCACCUAGUGCACUGGACAUACAAAGAAGGAGAGCUGGAUGAAGAGCACUGGGGAAAGCACUUUGCAGACUGUGCUGGCAAGCACCAAUCUCCAAUUGACAUCCAGAGGAAAAAAGUGAGGUACAACCCCCAGUUGCUGCAGCUGGAGCUGAGUGGUUAUGAUGGGCCUUUGCAGGGGGAUUUCACAAUGACCAACAACGGUCACUCUGUUCAGAUUGAUUUGCCACCCACCAUGCACAUCUCCAGAGGACUCCCAGGCCUCUACACAGCUGUACAGAUGCAUCUGCACUGGGGUGGCCUGGACCUGGAGACCAGCGGCUCUGAACACACCAUAGAUGGGAUGAGAUACUUCGCAGAGCUGCACAUUGUCCAUUACAACUCAGCUGACUACUCAAGCUUUGAAGAAGCCAAAGACAAACCAAACGGAUUAGCUGUGCUUGCCUUCCUGUAUGCGGAUGGGCACUUCGAGAAUACCUACUACAGUGAAUUCAUUUCCAAACUGGCAAAAAUCAGGUUUGCAGGUCAAUCAACAAAACUCAUUUCUCUGGAUGUCCAAGCCAUGCUGCCAGAAAACCUCUUGCGCUUCUACAGGUACCAGGGCUCACUAACAACCCCACCUUGCUCCGAGAGUGUGAUCUGGACCAUCUUUCACUCUCCGAUUGUCCUGUCACACACACAGAUCAGCCUCCUGGAGAACACCUUGCUGGACUGGCAAAACAGGACGCUGCGCAACGACUACCGGCACGCUCAGCCCCUCAACGGGCGGGUGGUGGAGUCCUCCUUCAGAGCCAAACUCACCCAAGAACAGUGCCAUCCAGAAGAAUUCAGCCUCAGACUGGAACAAAUCCAGAUGCAGCUCCAAGACAUGAAGAGAGAGUUGCUGAAUGGAGUGAGCCACAUAGGCACAGCAGGAAAUGUAACAGCUGGCUUUUUGGUUAUUUCAGGUAUUAAAUCCAGCACUUUUCCAGCUUUCUACUUCCCUGUGGAAAACAUUGAGAGUUUUGUGAAAGUUCAUCCCCUCCAUGAUAUGUCUCUCCAAGCCUUCACCUUAUGUUUCUGGACAAAAGCCCAGCAUGCUGGCAGUCAGACUAUUCUCUCCUACUCCACACAGGAGAGGGAUAAUGAGCUAGUGAUGACCGUGGGCACAGAGGUGGGAUUGUGGAUAGGAGGCCAUUUCAUCAGCUUCCCCCUGUACCACAAGGCACAAGAUUGGUUGCACUACUGUAUGGCAUGGGCCUCCCAGUCUGGAAUGGCAAAUUUGUGGCUCAAUGGAGCAGCUGGUAAAGCAAAGAGUAUCCAGAAGGGGUAUGUGAGCCAGGCUGGAGGGACACUUGUCCUUGGGAAAGAUAGAGACACUCUUCUUGGGACGUUCUCCAACGGUUUUGCAGGGUGGAUGACUCACGUGAACCUGUGGAGCCAAGUUCUCAGUCCUGCAGAUGUUCGGGCACUUGCACUGUGCAAACCAGGGCAACUGAAGGGAGAUGUCAUAGCAUGGGGAGAAACCUCCAUGACCCUCUUGGGUGGGGUAGUUCUGGAGUCUGACACCAGCUGUCAGUGA